AUGAGGACACUGUUUGGUCAGCAGUAUGACGAAAAAAUUUCAAACAAAGAAAUUUCAAAGGGCAGUAGUGGUCGUGGUUGUGAUGGUGGUAGUAUUAGUGGUGGUAGUAGUAGAAGUGGUGGUAGUGAUAGUGGUAGAGGUAGUGGUGAUGAUGAUGGUGGUUGUGGUGGUGAUAGUAGUAAUAGUGAAGGUGGUAUUGGAGGUGGUGGUUGUGAUGGUGGUAGUGGUUGUAAUGGUGGUGGUAGAGGUGGUCGUACUGGUAGUAGUGUUGAUGGUAAUGGUAGAAGUGGUGUUAGUAGUGAAAAUGGUAGUGGUAAUGAUGGUGGUAGCGGUAGUGGUAGUAGUGGUAGUGCCGGUGGUAUUAGUGGUGGUGGUUGUGGUGGUGGUAGUGGUAGUAGAGAUGGUGGUAGUAGUAGUGUUGGUGGAAGUGGCAGUAGUGAUUGUGGAAUUGGUAGUAAUAGUAGUGUUGGUGGUAGUGCUGGUGGUAGUGGUAGUAGUGGUGUUAGUAGUGAUAAUGGUAGUGGCAGUGGUGGUUGUAGCGGUAGUGGUAGUAGUUGUAGUGGCGGUGGUAGUAGUAGUGGUGGUUGUGGUGGUGGAAGUGGUAGUAGAGAUGGUGGUAGUAAUAGUGUUGGUGGUAGUGGUAGUAGUGAUGGUGGUAUUGGUAGUAAUAUUAGUGUUGGUGGUAGUGUUGGUGGUAGUUCAAACUAA
Mercenaria mercenaria is the source of this 708-nucleotide messenger RNA. RefSeq names its product loricrin-like. Bases 1 to 708 code for a protein of 235 amino acids. The transcript is spliced from 2 exons. The record is from RefSeq and is a predicted model, not a curated record. Lineage: Eukaryota; Metazoa; Mollusca; Bivalvia; Venerida; Veneridae.